Drosophila eugracilis is the source of this 1404-nucleotide messenger RNA. RefSeq names its product putative odorant receptor 85e (gene Or85e). Gene Ontology annotation, molecular function: olfactory receptor activity; odorant binding. Gene Ontology annotation, cellular component: plasma membrane. The transcript has 3 exons. Gene Ontology annotation, biological process: sensory perception of smell; detection of chemical stimulus involved in sensory perception of smell. The coding region runs from base 1 to 1404 and encodes 467 amino acids. NCBI's taxonomy places the organism in Eukaryota, Metazoa, Arthropoda, Insecta, Diptera, Drosophilidae. The record is from RefSeq and is a predicted model, not a curated record.
AUGGCCAGUCUUCAGUUUCACGGCAACGUCAAUGCGAACAUCAGGUAUGAUGUUAGCCUGGAUCCGGCAAGGGAAUCGAAUCUUUUCGGCCUUCUGAUGGGACUACAGUUGGCCAUGGGAAUGGAACCGAAUCCUAGGUUACCAAAAUGGUGGCCAAAAUGGUUGAACCUUGGAGGCAAAUUCCUGGCCAAAUUCUAUUGCUCUAUGGUGAUUUUUACAUCGCUGCAUUUGGGAGUCCUUUUCACAAAGACCACACUGGAUGUUUUGCCGACGGGAGAGCUGCAGGCCAUAACCGAUGCCCUCACCAUGACCAUAAUAUACUUUUUUACCGGCUAUGGGACAAUCUACUGGUGUGUUCGCUCCCGGCGCCUUUUGCUAUACAUGGAGCACAUCAACCGCGAAUAUCGCCACCAUUCGCUGGCCGGGGUGACCUUUGUGAGCAGCCAUGCGGCCUUCAGGAAGUCCUGGAACUUCACGGCCGUGUGGAUAAUGGCCUGCCUGCUGGGCGUGAUCACCUGGGGCGUAACGCCGUUGAUACUGGGCAUCCGGAUGUUGCCGCUGCAGUGUUGGUAUCCCUUCGACGCCUUGGCCCCCGUCACAUAUUCGGCCAUGUAUGCCACCCAGCUUUUUGGUCAGGUCCUGGUGGGCGUGACCUUUGGCUUCGGGGGAUCACUGUUCGUUACCCUCAGUUUGCUGUUGCUGGGGCAGUUCGAUGUGCUCUACUGUAGUCUAAAGAAUCUGGAUGCCCAUGCCAGGUUGCUAUCCGGGGAGUCCGUAAAUGGCCUGAGGUUGCUGCAAGAGGAAUUGCUGCUAGAGGACUCCACCAGGGAGUUGAAUCAGUAUGCCGUUCUGCAAGAGCACCCUACAGAUUUGCUGAUGAUGUUGGCAGGACGCCAAUCUCCUGGCCCUGGAAAUGCGUUCCAUAGUGCUCUGGUGGAAUGCGUUCGACUGCAUCGCUUCAUCCUGCAUUGUUCGUUGGAGUUGGAGAACCUUUUCAGUCCAUAUUGUCUGGUCAAGUCCCUGCAAAUCACCUUUCAGCUCUGCCUUCUGGUCUUUGUGGGCGUUUCGGGAACCCGGGAGGUCCUGCGAAUAGUCAACCAGUUGCAAUAUUUGGGCCUGACCCUUUUUGAGCUUCUGAUGUUCACCUAUUGCGGCGAGUUGCUGAGUCGGCAUAGUAUACGAUCCGGCGAUGCCUUCUGGCGGGGUUCUUGGUGGAAGCAUGCCCAUUUCAUUCGCCAGGACAUCCUCAUCUUCCUGGUCAACAGUCGACGGGCUGUUCAUGUGACCGCUGGCAAGUUUUAUGUGAUGGAUGUUAAUCGUUUGAGAUCGGUUAUUACGCAGGCCUUUAGCUUCUUGACUUUACUACAAAAGUUGGCUGCCAAGAAGGCCGAAACAGAGCUCUAA